CCUUUCGCGAGUCGUCUUUUCCGUACUCUCUCCACUCUCCACUCCCUCCUUCUUCGCUUUCUCCUCUUCCCUCUUCACCAUGUCCGCCGCACCCGCCGAGAAGGCCGCCGCCCCUCAACUGAGCGGUGUCGCUCUCUACUCCCGAUUCGCCCUCGCCGGUGCCAUCUGCUGCUCCGUCACUCAUGGCGGUCUUACGCCUGUCGAUGUCGUCAAGACCCGAAUCCAGCUGGACCCGGCCACCUAUAACCGUGGCAUGAUUGGUGGUUUCCGCCAGGUUAUCGCCAACGAGGGUGCCGGCGCCCUUCUGACCGGUGCCGGCCCUACCUUCGCCGGCUACUUCCUCCAGGGCGCUUUCAAGUUCGGCGGUUACGAGUUCUUCAAACAACGGUACAUCAACCUCGUCGGCCUCGAGAAUGCCUCCAACUACCGAACCCCCAUCUAUCUCGCCUCGUCUGCCUGCGCCGAGUUCUUUGCCGACAUCGCCCUCUGCCCCCUCGAGGCCACCCGUAUCCGCCUCGUGUCCGAGCCCACCUACGCCAGCGGCCUCGUCAGCGGCUUCAGCAAGAUCCUGUCGCAAGAAGGCGUCGGCGCCUUCUACGCCGGCUUCGGCCCUAUCCUCUUCAAGCAGGUCCCUUACACCAUGGCCAAGUUCGCCGUAUACGAGAAGGUCGCCGAGGCCGUCUUCCGACGAUUUCCCAAGAAGGACAUGUCCGACGGCCUGCAGACCACCGUCAACUUGGGAUCUGGUCUAAUCGCCGGUUUCGCUGCCGCACUCAUCUCCCAACCCGCCGACACCAUGCUUUCCAAGAUUAACAAGACCAAGGGUCUACCCGGCGAGAGCACGACCAGCCGUCUCAUCAAGAUCGCCAAGGAGCUCGGCCUCCGCGGAUCGUUUAGCGGUAUCGGCGCUCGUCUCUUCCUCGUAGGAACUCUUACCGCCGGCCAGUUCGCCAUCUACGGCGACUUGAAGAAGGCCCUCGGCGCGACCGGCGGCGUCGAGAUUUCGAAAUAAGCGGUUCGUCCAUUGGCUGGGGUGGAGAGGGGAGGGGAGGGCGGCGCAGCAGACGGGCGGUGGGAGCGAGCGAUGUAAUUGUGGAAGAGGCUGGGCGACACCGUCCUCGCUCGUGGUAGCAGCAGUAGCGUUGGUGUGCCUAGCAGCUCGGUGCGGAGGAGACUUUGACAAGUGCUGCCCUUUCCCUUUCGCAUUUAGACUCGGCGGCACCGGUCUGGAUUCCUAGGCUUCUCUCGAGGGUGCCACUUGCGACGGGGGCCUGGAGGCUUUUCCCUCUAGCUCCGAGACCCGGGGUGCGGUAGAUGCAUAGAGCAUAGAACGUGGCAUCUAGAAGCAAAGUCACGACACUUCCUGACGGGGGUUUGUAUAAUAGACGGGUUCCUAAUGGCCAAGCAUCACAUUCCCUGCUCCUA
Molecule: messenger RNA, 1425 nt
Organism: Durotheca rogersii
Lineage: Eukaryota; Fungi; Ascomycota; Sordariomycetes; Xylariales; Xylariaceae
Product: mitochondrial carrier
Exons: 3
Coding region: 80-1012 (310 amino acids)
Biological process (GO): mitochondrial phosphate ion transmembrane transport
Cellular component (GO): mitochondrial inner membrane
Molecular function (GO): phosphate transmembrane transporter activity
Source: RefSeq, a predicted model, not a curated record